CGACAUUCAUCGGAUUUCACAACAUUUACCAUCAGUAGUGGCUAUGGCAAAAAAGAAGGGAAAAGGUUCAAAGGGCAAGGGUAGCGGUGGUCGCGAUGAUUCCGCGUGGGCACGCACUGAUGUGAUUGAACGGCAACACAUGCACAACGAACGAUUCGAAAAAUAUUACAAGGCGCAGAACAUCCUUCCUGACGAGGAAUGGGAGCCGUUCCUCAAUGCUAUGCGGGAUCCAUUGCCCACUACGUUCCGUGUAGCCGGUAGUCGCCAGGCUGCGCGACUCCUGAACGAUAUCAUCAAAGACGUUCAUGUGCCUCACUUAGGUGAUGUUGUCUUCGAAGGAGAGGCGGUGUCUCCGCCACAGCAAAUACCUUGGUAUCCGGAUGGACUGGCGUGGCAGUUCAACGUGGCGAAGAAGGUCCUGAGGAAAUCUCCCGAGUUCAAGAAGUUCCAUUCUUUUCUUGUCUUUGAGACGGAAGUCGGAAAUGUCUCUCGACAGGAAGCGGUCAGCAUGCUACCGCCCCUGUUCCUCGAAGUAGAGCCUCAUCACAGAGCCAUGGACAUGUGCGCAGCGCCCGGUUCCAAGACCGCGCAACUGCUCGAAGCCCUUCACGCGCACGACACGAUCACCGCCUCUUCCAUCCCGUCCGGGCUCCUCAUUGCGAACGACUCGGACUACAAGCGCACGCACCUGCUCAUCCACCAAUCCGCGCGCCUGCCCUCGCCCGCGCUGAUGGUCACGAACCUCGACGCGUCGAUCUUCCCCGCGAUCAAGAUCCCGUCCGAGCUCACAACGUUCUCUGCCGACACCAAGGCCCGCGUCGCCGCGAAGAAGCAGUACCAGCUCCUUUUCGACAGGAUCCUGUGUGAUGUGCCGUGCAGCGGGGAUGGGACGCUGAGGAAGAACCCUGGGAUCUGGAAGCACUGGUCGCCGAUGGACGGCAAUGGGCUGCAUAGCCUGCAGCUUCGGAUCCUCCAGCGGGCCAUGCGCAUGCUGAAGAAGGGUGGGCGCAUUGUCUACUCGACGUGCUCGCUCAACCCGGUCGAGAACGAGGCUGUGGUCGCCGCCGCGCUCAAGUCCAUCCCAGGUUUCGAGCUGGUGGACAUGUCCAAUCACCUGCCGGGGCUCAUCCAUCGCCCGGGUUUGACCUCGUGGAAGCCGACCGUGAGCAAGGAGAUCAACACUGAGUUCGCGACGUACCAGGAUUAUGUACAGUCCCUGAACGACUCGCAGCGCGCCAGCAGCAAGGUGUUCGAGUCGCAUUGGCCGCCUUCUGCUGAGGAGGCGGAGAACCUGGGACUCACUCGCUGUCUCCGCAUUUAUCCUCAUUUGCAGGAUACGGGGGGCUUUUUCAUCGCUAUCCUACAUAAGAAGCCUCCUGUUAGGGCACCUCCGGCACCUACGAAACGGACUGCGGAUGCCGUUGAGGGGCUAGAUACGGCCGAUGCCAAGAAGCCCAAACUGGACACAGAGGCGGACGCUAAGGACGCUGAGGGACAACAAGCCGACGACGCAGACGAGGAACUCCCUGAGGAGGCGGCUGGUGAACCGACGUCCGCCAUAGAGAUUGAUCAGCCUAUCUCUGCCAAUGCUGCACCAGCGGAGCCGAAGAUCCGGUUCAAGAAAGGCAAGACGGCGGAGGGCGCCAGUGCGCACUUUAAGGAAAACCCGUACACGUUCAUAGAACCAGAUGACCCUAUUGUCAAGGCGUGCAUCGACAGCUUCGACCUCAGCUCGGACUUCCCCUCCUCCAACAUGCUCGUGCGCAAUCCGGCAGGAGACACGGUUCGUUCGCUCUACAUGGUGAACGACAUCGUGAAGAGCAUCGUGAAGCACAAUGACUACGCGCGCAUCCGACUCAUGACUAGCGGCACCAAAGUAUUCGGCAAGCAGGAGGGCACCGAGGCCAAGCGUGAUGGUGUCGAAUCGCACUUCCGCGUGCUCGCAGAGGGCCUUCCGGUUGUUCUCCCCUUCGUCGGGCCCAGGGCAGUCGUCCACGCCGACUUCGCGGCGCUCCGGGUUCUCAUGGAGGCCUACUACCCGCUCACAUCCGGCUUCGCAGACCCCUUCCGAUCAACGAUAGAGGCGAAAGCCAACGGAAGCUACGUCGUCCGCUUUCAGCCCGGCAAGUUAGAAGGCGCUACGCUCGCGCACGAACUGGUGUUGCCAAUCUGGAAGUCGAACGUGUCUGUCACGCUCAUGCUGGAUAAGCGGGCGAAAAGCGCGUUGAGUCUGCGGAUCUUCGGGGAAGACAUUACUUCCGCCGCCCGGGAUGCAGCCGCCAGAAGGAUUCAAAAGAGUGAGGCAACCCCUGAGGUCGCCGUCGAUGCAUCGGUCCAGGAGGACGAUAAUGUGGACGCCUCGGACGUAGUUCCGGGUGUCGUUGAUGAAGCAUGAUUGUGAACGCGUCGACUAUCUCCAUCGCGAGUCUAGUCUGACUGUAUUCCCUAGAUCAGUAUCGGCGUAGAGAACAACUGAUUAUGUUGUACACCGGGCACAGGAUGCUACAUAUAAGUGAUGAUCAUAAAAGACAAAAGUCCUAUAGCAUUGGCGCGUGGAAGACGCGGGUGUUACAAUACAGACAGUACGGCACGGUAAAUAGCUAAUCACAAGCACAACAUGAUCCUGAUAGCAAUAUGACAUUCGAAAGAGAAACAAUGAUCUAAGACGUCUCCGAAGGCUGUGGAUGGAGCCGAGCGUUGACCUUGGAGCGGUGCUGACGAUUUUUGAGAUGGACCUCGAAGUUCUGGAGAGACUCUCCCGGCCCCGGUGUAUAAUGCUUGCCAGGACAGUCGGCGCACUUGAUCCGGAACUCAUAUAUGCCACUAGUUGCGUUCUUGCGAAUGACGGCCUCGAAGUUGUCGUCCGGAUACUUGGCUUGCAUCGCCGCCAUCGAGUCCGAAAGCCACUGAGGAGUCGCGAG
This is a messenger RNA of Dichomitus squalens LYAD-421 SS1, 2921 nucleotides long. RefSeq names its product S-adenosyl-L-methionine-dependent methyltransferase. Gene Ontology annotation, molecular function: tRNA binding; tRNA (cytidine-N5)-methyltransferase activity. Gene Ontology annotation, biological process: tRNA methylation. Gene Ontology annotation, cellular component: cytoplasm; nucleus. The record is from RefSeq and is a predicted model, not a curated record. NCBI's taxonomy places the organism in Eukaryota, Fungi, Basidiomycota, Agaricomycetes, Polyporales, Polyporaceae. The transcript has 15 exons. Bases 44 to 2395 code for a protein of 783 amino acids.